Messenger RNA from Thamnophis sirtalis, 3752 nucleotides. The record is from RefSeq and is a predicted model, not a curated record. NCBI's taxonomy places the organism in Eukaryota, Metazoa, Chordata, Lepidosauria, Squamata, Natricidae.
UUCGGACUAUAAGAAGCACCUUUUUGUCUCCCAAAAGGGAGUGAAAAUGUCUGUGCAUCUUAUAGACCAAAUAUUGCCAAAGUCCCGCCCACCCAUUAGCCAUUUUUGGUCUCUGAACGCCGCAUUUUCGGGUCUUUUUUUGGCCUUUUUCAGGCCUUAUUUUGGCCCAUUUUUGAGGCUUUUUUUAGCCUGUUUUUUUGAAUGAAUAAAAUAAUCUAAUAAAGUAAUAAGCCAUUGGACAGAUUCAAGCUGCCAAUAGAGGCUGAUGAUUGGCAGACACUGAAGCCCUGUCCUUUGUGUGGGAGCCUGACUGAGGCGCAAGCCUAGUGAUCUGCUGCUUGCCAUCUAUUCCUAUAUUUUAAUUUCAAGAGAUAUAUUUAAUUAGAAUACAUUUUCAGUGAGAAUUCAAUUUAUUACAAUUUACUGUCUCACUUGGUAAUUUAACUACAGCUCCUGAUAUUAACUUUUAGCUCAAAGCUUAGCCAUGAUUCAUAGUCUUUUACAGUGAUAUUUCAAAUUAUUCAUAAUUCAUUAAUGAUAUACUGCAUUAGGAAAUUUUUAGAUCCCUUGUGUGCUAAUAUGUAUUUUACUUAUUCUUUUUGCGAGUCAUUUAUUUCUAUUUGCUUAUACUUUUUCUUGAAAAUGUCUAUAUAAAUAAAUACCCAAAACCUUUCUCUCACAACCAGACUUUCAUACAGACAGUUUAUUUAUGCAACAAGGAUGAUGUUUAAAGCAUGGGCACCUUGAACAGCAGGGCUGAUUUAAUAUGCUGUGAGACAUAAUCCAGUUGAGAUACUAUCAGCCUGUAGGAUAAAGUUAAUUUAUGUGAGAGAACAAUUUGAAUGCUUGAGUUAUUGAUAGUCUUACCAGCUAGGUUACUUAUCAACCAGAUGGCAUUUCAUAAGUGCCUCACUCUGGUCAAUAUAAUAGUUAAUCCUCCCUAGAUUUUAAUAAAGCAGGCCGUGCAGAUCAAAACAAAGAUAUUAGUUUGUUUUGCAAAUAUUUCACAUUAUUUGGAUAGCAACCCAGUGUUUGAUUCCAAGAUCGGACUGGUUUCAGCAGGAGUCGAGAUUGACCUGGAGGAUGGCAUAAUACGUCAAGGCAAAGUCAUUAUAGUAAAUUAAAUCAACCUUACAUCUUGGACUACCUAGCUCCAUAUUGUUGACCCUUGAUUGGCAAGAAUUUCCUAAGGUUUUUUUCCAUUCUUAUCUGAGGAUCCAUGGAAUGAACUUGAAGGAAUGUUACAUGCUCCUUUGGAAAUAAGAAAAACAAAGUUUGAGAAAUUGCAAGCCAAGUUUCAGUGCAGCUGUUGUCCAAAUACAACAGGAUUUGUUCCGAAGACUUUCUGAAAUCAAGCAAUAUACAAACUUCUCAUUGCUAGUCCCACAAAAAUCAUUAUGUUCAGGAAUUUUAAGUAUUCUAAUGAAUACACCACUGACUUAAAAGACAUUUGUGCAUCUUCUGAUGGAAGAAGAAUGCUUGACUGUAUAUACUUUAUAGAUUAGAUCCCGGCCCUUAAAUAUGACAUAUGUAUACCAUUAUUCUGGCUAUUUUAUUAGAAUUCUACACAUCAAUUUUAAGUAAAACAAUGUUUCUAUAGUCUCACAAUUCAUACAAAUGAAAAAAUCAGGCUUAGGACAUUUAAACAAAAUGAAUAAAUAAAUCAGCUGUUUAUUUGGACAGAUCUAAAGCAUGAGAAGACGGUAAAUUUGCCAUGAGUGUUCUUUAUCUGGAGCUAAAAUGGAGUGAAUGUAGUGGCCCUGUUUUUACCUAGGUUGUGCCAUGAUGUUAUAUUUUAAGAGUUCUGUCUCUAUGACAGGUUGAAGAGCUGAAUAUGGAGAAUGUCAGGCUGCUUCUGCAAAUUGAUAAUGCCAGGCUGGCAACAGAUGACUUUAAGCACAAGUUGGAAGUAGAACAGGCUGCAUGUGACACUGUCCAGAAAGACACACAAGGAUUGCGCAAAAUCAUAGAUGACACCAACUUCCUACGUUUGAAGCUAGAAGGAGACCUGGACUCCCUCGGGGAAGAACUAGCACACUUGCGCAAAUGCCAUGAGGAAGAGGUGGAAGCUCUCACUCCUCUGGUGGCCAACUCUGAUGUAACAGUUCAAGUAGACAACCCACAGAAGAAUGACCUGAGUGAGACUAUUGCUGAGAUACGCAACCAGUAUGAGCAAGUGGCUGAGCAGAAUCGUGCUGAUACCCAGGACUGGUACAGAACCAAGGUUGACACCAUGUCCCAAGAAGCCAGCAUGAACACUCAAGCCCUUGAGCAGGCCAGGAAUGAGUUGUCAGACCUUCGAAGGCAGUUGCAAGGCCUGGAGAUUGAACGCCAGACUCUCCAGAAAAUGGUGGAUGCUCUGGAGAACACGCUGAAAAACACAGAAGAUCACUAUCUCAGUGGCCUGGCCAAUCUGAACCAAAUUAUUGCUAAACUGCAAGAGGACUUAGCAGCCUGCCAGGCUGAUCUGGAGACCCAGUCCCGAGACUAUGAGAUACUUCUGGACCUCAAGACAAAGCUAGAGAAUGAGAUUGAACACUAUCGUGUUUUGAUUGAGGGUGUCCUAGACAGAGGGGAUGUGUUGAGCUCAGGAAAAGCAGAGAUCAGGAGCCAAAGAAUUAAAAAGGUGGUGGUCUUCACACACAAAAUUGUGAACGGGCAAGAUGUGACCCAGAGAUCUGAAGAAAUAACUCAAUAGGACUUCCUAAUACUUUACCAUCAAUAUUUUUUCUGUUGACUAAAAUAACAACAAGGAAUUCAACAUCCUGUUGUGAUAUUUGCUAACUGAGUCAUGCUAAGUUUUUUAAAUAUUUUUUUUAACUUAUAAUAGAGAUUGAAAGUUACUUAAAUGAUAAUCAUAUUACUACUGAUAUUGUGUUGUUUAUUUCUCUUCUGCUCUUCAUAAUCUUUUGAAAAUGUGGGCAUAAUUCUAUACAUUUAAAAGGAGUGGAACCCUCAAGUCCAUAUAUAUCCUCCAAAGACACAAAGAAAUCCAAGUGUUUCAAUGUAAUUUUUUUCAGAGUUAGUACAUACUGAUAAUUUUCUAUUGCACUGAAAAUACAAAAUAAACCUGACUUACAAAUAAAAGGCAUCUUAUUCACUAUAAUAGCAUUUCACUUAUUUACGUGUAUGAAGUCUUUGGUUCAAACUCACCAGAUUUUUCCAUCUUUGCAACCUGAGAUUUUUAUCUAUUGAGGGCGUGCAUUAAAUUUUAUAUACACAGUUUUAUAUUUCUUUCCCAUAAACCUUUUCUGAUUCUGUUGAACACAAACAAGUAACAAUGAAUACCCCAUUAACCAUGCUGGGUAAGAUAGAAAGAUCUCCUUUAUUAAUGAACCCAACAAUAUUUCUUCAGAUACAGGAAUUGUGAACUCAAAAUACUUGGAAGAAAAACAAGUUAAUAUUGCAUUAUUACCUUAAGAAAUACUGCAACUCAUAACCGGUAAACAUAUUGCAAAGCAAAACAGCUUGAAAAAAGGGGAGAGGGAAGGAGGAAAGAAAAGAAAGAAAAUGGAUCAAAAUGGAAUUAAAGGAUGUUUCAUUUUUUUAAUUAAGUCCUUGCAAGCACAGCUCGAUGCCACAGAUCACUUUCCAAACUUGUGUAGAAAACAUCACCCGAUUACUUCCUUAAGAGCCCAGAGAGGUGCAAUAUUAAAAAGCUACGAUUAUCAGGUAGCAAGUGCUCCAGCCUUCUACCGCAGUUGUUCGAUUCCACCUUGCCUCAGGCUUUAACGGGACGCAAAGGUCUUCCC